Plasmopara halstedii is the source of this 183-nucleotide messenger RNA. RefSeq lists its product as uncharacterized. Bases 1 to 183 code for a protein of 60 amino acids. The transcript has 2 exons. The record is from RefSeq and is a predicted model, not a curated record. NCBI's taxonomy places the organism in Eukaryota, Oomycota, Peronosporomycetes, Peronosporales, Peronosporaceae.
AUGACUUAUACUGCAAUUCCAUGUCCUGCGGCUUGCAGUAAACAGAACAACAACGCUUUCGAUAAAGAACAAGUGGUCGUAGAACCUCAAGGAAACACUGGUGUGGGCAAUUGCAAAACGUUACAACGGACAAAAUCCCUGCCGCAUGCAUUCGUAUUCGUGGCCAGCUCACUAUUCCGUUAG